UCUGUACCACCUACCUUACUAUCACCUAGUCCUUACCUCACAGCACACUCUAUAUCCCCACGUCUUAUUCAAGAUGCGCAGCCCACUCCUCGCCUUCUCUCUCGUGGCCGCCGCCGUGAGCCCUAGCCUCGCAGCGUCGCACCCCAACUCACCCAAGUUCGGUCGGUCCGUCACCCAUCCUCGCGUCACCGAAGUGCAGAACCCGGGUGCCGAAUCCCUGCAUCUCAAGCGUAGCGGCCUGAACGGGCUCGGCCUCAACAAGCUCGAGGGCUCAGGCGCAAACCCUGUCGAUAUGAUACUCCCCCAAGGCGCAGCGGCGGCACCCCCUUCCAAAGCUGGCGCUAGCAAGGCAGACGCUGGGAGCAACGAUAAUUUCGAUCCCUUCGCCGGAGGAGAAGAUCCUAACCUGCCGGUCGACCCGUCAGACGUCCCCGACCCCAGCACCAUCCCAGCCAGUGAACUGGACAACGUACCAGUUACCCCUGCGACCCCUGCAGAGCCAGCCCAACCAGCCAAUCCUAAUGGCAAUGGCCAGCAAGACCCAGCCAGUGACGGCAGCAGAGGGCGUCAUGCACCGAAUAGGGCAGAAAUCGAGAAGAUGUUCGGAUCCGGCGGCGAAUGGUGAUAUGAAAUGGGGGAGUGGAUGAACAUACGAUUCAAAUGAUGUCUUGCAUGGUUAAGACGUCUAGGACGCGCUGUGACCCUGUACAUAGGCUUGUCCUGUAG
Messenger RNA from Rhodofomes roseus, 726 nucleotides. RefSeq lists its product as uncharacterized. The record is from RefSeq and is a predicted model, not a curated record. NCBI's taxonomy places the organism in Eukaryota, Fungi, Basidiomycota, Agaricomycetes, Polyporales, Fomitopsidaceae. Bases 74 to 625 code for a protein of 183 amino acids. The transcript is spliced from 2 exons.